This is a messenger RNA of Odocoileus virginianus texanus, 3131 nucleotides long. NCBI's taxonomy places the organism in Eukaryota, Metazoa, Chordata, Mammalia, Artiodactyla, Cervidae. The record is from RefSeq and is a predicted model, not a curated record.
CUUCCCAGACCAGGGAUCGAACCUGUGUCCCCUGCAUAGACAGGCGGAUUCUUAUCCACUGGACCGUAAGGGAAGUCAGGUUGGCACAAGCUUUUACUAGUCCCCUGCUUGUGAGGGCCCUGGGCUGAGUGGGGCUGUCACAAGAGGAUCCUUGGGAUCCUAUUGGAUCCCUUGGAAAUGCAGUUCCGGGCCAGCUGUUGCUUUUAUGGGCUCACGACCUUGAGCAAGUGACCUUCCAGCCUGGCCUCAGCUGUGUCCUCUGUAAAAUGUCAAGGAUGGCAGGUCCGUGGCAGGUCUGGCUUGCCUUAGACUGCUGUGCCCUUGGCAGACAUCGCCAAUCAAUUGCUGCCCUCUUUCCCCCCACUGAGUUCUUCCCCUGACCUUGGGUUCUUGCCAAGGCUCAGGGCAGGCUGCACCAGUCAAUCAGCAGGGGCCUAUGAGCUGAAUGAAGGCUGCUUGCCUGCCUGGCCUCCGUGAGCUCGAGGGGUCCCUUCCACCCAUCUCUGCAGGGUUGAGAGGACCAGGGUAUCAGAGCGAGGGAUUUCUGGGGGAGUCUCCUGAGGAUGUGGGUGGUUCUGCAACCAUGAGGGCUGUGGAGGUGUGAGUCUGUCUCUUCAGCUUCCAGAGAGACCCACGUCCCUGUCUGCACAUCCCAGCACACGCUCAGCGUGGAGUGUUCGAGCAGAUUCAGGAUGCUUUCAGUCUGGAUAAUAAUAAUGGCAUUUAUUGAGCUCUUCCCGAGAGUCAGGUCCUUCCUGGGCAUCCUCUCAUUCAUCAUUCCUCAGAAGCACCCACAGCGUACCUCUCAGCAGUCUUAGGAAGAAGUCUUAACCCAUUUUAGACAUGCAGAAACCGAGAUGAAGAGCCAGUGAGUAGAGUAGGGUUAUGCACCUGCUGAGUGGCUGAGCUGGCAUCAUCCUGAUCCAGGUCUGGAAGUCCACAGCCUGGUGCUGACCAGGCAGCCUUCCUGGAGGAGGUGUCGUGAAAGGCCAGAGCCUUAAAGGUCAGUGGACUUCUGACUGGCAGAGCUAGGCCUUCUGGGCAAGGGAAGGGGUCUUUUGGGGUGGAGAGAACAGCAUGAGAAGCAGCUCAGAGGCUACAGGCAGGAGUGUUUAGGUUGCGGGACUAGGUUAUGGCUGGAGGUGACUGGAAUGUCCGUGGGGAGGGGACUGUGGUGGCCUUGGCAUUUAGACUUGGCCCUCCCAUAGUCAGGAACGAUGGCAACUCUUGGAGCAGAGGAAAUGACCCAGUCCUAAGUUUAUUUAUUUAGCACCUCCACGAACCCUGGGUGAGGUGAGCCGGUGCUUGGGGCUACCUCUGGUCAGCUGGAAACUUUAGCCUAGAUCGUUGCCUGGCACAUAGUAGGGAGGCAUCCAAGAAAUGUCUGUUGAAUGAAUCAAUGAAUGAAAAUGCUUGCCGUAUGGAAACACUCAUAGCUAGCCUCCCCAGCUGCAAGGGGGAGAGAGGCCAAGUCCCUCUCUCCAGGAAAAGCUGAACACCAGGUCUGGGGGCAAGUACCUGGGGUGGGGGCUUCCUAUCCUCCCCGACCCUGCUGCCUGUCCCCAGAGCCCUCUGAGACCUUCCCGCCUGGCUGUCCGCUCUUUUCACCGCCAGGCGUGGCAGGCAGCCCGGACCCAGCGCUUAUGGGGGGAUAAAAGAUGAAGGUUCAUGACCAUUUUUUAACUCAAUAAAGGGAGAGACAAGCUGCAGGCUGCAGGCCGGAGAUAUAAUUAGUUCGCAGCAGUGGCGCUUUCUUGAUUUAGCUUCUAAGAGAACAAGACAAGGAUGUUAUACCCAAUUAGCAGUAACAUCCAGUCGGAGCCUCAAUAGAAACCACUCUGCAAACUAUGGGGGUGAUGAGUUCCAUUCUACUGUUGGGGAAAACUGAGGCUCAGAGCGAGCCAGGGACUCUCCCAAGGUUAUGCAGCUGAAAAGAGGCCUGAGGGGGAACCAGAACCCUGAUCUGACCAUGUCUUGGACUUUCACAUUGUAGGGACCCCGCCGCAGAGCGCGCCCCGCUGCGGGCCCCCAGCUCAGCCAUGCUGGCCUGUCUGCAGAGGACCCAGAACGCCCCCGGCCAACACCUGGCCUGCCCGACCAAGAGCCUGGAGCUGCGCAAGUGCGAGACGGUGGCCAGCUCCAUGCAUUCCUCCCGCUACCCGAGCCCGGCCGAGCUCGACGCCUACGCCGAGAAGGUGGCCAACAGCCCGCUCUCCAUCAAGAUCUUCCCCACCAACAUCCGCGUGCCCCAGCACAAGCACCUCAGCCGCACGGUCAACGGCUAUGACACCAGCGGCCAGCGCUACAGCCCCUACCCGCCGCACACGGCCGGCUACCAGGGCCUGCUGGCCAUCGUCAAGGCGGCCGUGUCCUCCUCCUCCGGCGCAGCCGCGCCCACCGGGCCCGCCAAGAGCGUGCUCAAGAGCGCCGAAGGCAAGCGGACUAAGCUGUCGCCGGCCGCCGUGCAGGUGGGCGUCGCGCCCUACCCGGCGCCCAGCACGCUGGGGCCCCUGGCCUACCCCAAGCCUUUGACGUUGGCCGGGGCCGCCAAGCCCGCGGGCUACGCGGACGGCGGCCUGGAUUACCUGCUCUGGCCCCAGAAGCCGCCCCCGCCGCCGCCGCCCCCCCAGCCCCUGCGGGCCUACGGCGGCAGCGCGCUGGCCAGCAAGUCCCCCGAGGCCUGCGGGGGGCGGGCAUACGAGCGGGCCAGCGGGUCGCCCCUCAACUGCGGCGUGGGGCUGCCCGCCAGCUUCACUGUGGGCCAGUACUUCGCCACUCCCUGGAACAGCGUGCUGGUGACCCCCACCAGCGACUGCUACAACCCCGCGGCUGCGGCGGCGGCGGCAGCAGCAGCGGCGGCGGCGGCCGGGACCGAGCUGGGGCCAGGGGUGGCCCGGGAGCUGGCGGGGCCCCCGGCCGAGACCCUCUCGGGCCUGCCCAGCAAGAGCGUGUGCAACACGGCCGUGCUCAGCAGCAGCCUGCAGUCGCUGGAGUAUCUCAUCAACGACAUCCGGCCGCCCUGCAUCAAGGAGCGCAUGCUGGGCAAAGGCUACGAGACGGUGGCCGUGCCGCGGCUGCUCGACCACCAGCACGCCCACAUCCGCCUGCCGGUCUACAGAUAAGGGCGGCGG